UGGCAAGUUGUUUGUUCCACCGAAACACCAGCAGCUCUUUCUGCGCUCUGGAGCUCUCAACUCUCCUGCUAGCUUCUGCUCUUUCCCUCCCUCCCUCUCUUCUUUUUUUUUUAAGAAUUGCUUUGCAUCUUUCUUCCCCCCCCCCCCUCUUUCUUGCCCCCUCCACUUCUCCUAUAGUUUGCAACAUCUCCCUUCCUCUGUCCCUUUGUUGGUUUCUCUUUUAUAUAUAAAUAUAAAUACCAUCUUCCACCCCCACCCCCUUUUCCAAGUCAUUCUUUCUCCCCUCUGCCUGCUCGUACUGGAGACGUUAAAGGAACAGAGUGGAAAAAUACCCCGUUGACAAAGGGGGCAAGAACAGCACAAGCUCACGACAGAUCAGAGAAUCCACCCCCAACCCCAAUAGAUGAACCACAAAUGACCAAAAGGAAAAAAUGGAACUGCACAUUUUAGAGCACCGGCUCAAAGUAGCCAGUGUGGCUAAGGAGAGGAUACAGUUGUUUACCUAUGGCUUGAUCAAACUGGCUUUUCUCUCCUCCAAAACAAGGUGCAAGUUUUUCAGCCUGACGGAGACGCCUGAGGACUACACAAUCAUUGUGGAUGAAGAAGGCUUCCUGGAACUUCCUUCAUCAGAACACUUGAGUGUGGCAGAUGCUACCUGGCUGGCCCUCAAUGUGGUUUCCGGGGGAGGCAGCUUUUCCAGCUCCCAGCCCAUUGGAGUGACUAAGAUCGCCAAGUCAGUCAUAGCUCCACUCGCUGAUCAGAACAUCUCAGUAUUUAUGCUCUCCACCUACCAGACGGACUUCAUCCUGGUGCGUGAGCGAGACUUGCCCUUUGUGAUGCACACGCUGGCUGCUGAGUUUACCAUCCUCAGGGUCGUGAACGGGGAGACGGUGGCAGCCGACAGCCUGGGGAUAACGAACGGAUUUAUGAAGCCAAAACUGGUUCAGAGACCUGUAAUUCAUCCCCUUUCCAGUCCAAGUAAUAUGUUUUGUGUCACCAGCUUGGAUCCUGACACCCUUCCUUCUGUUGCUACACUCCUAAUGGAUGUCAUGUUUUACUCCAAUGGAGUAAAAGAUUCUGUGGCGGGCAAUGAAGAUCCUGGGCACAUUCGUUUUUUCUCCUUUUCACUUAUCGAGGGUUACAUUUCUUUGGUGAUGGAUGUACAGACACAGAAAAGGUUUCCCAACAAUUUGUUGUUUACGAGUGCAUCAGGAGAACUGUGGAAGAUGGUUCGGAUCGGAGGACAGCCCCUUGGCUUUGAUGAAUGUGGAAUCGUUGCUCAGAUUUCUGAGCCGCUGGCUGCUGCUGACAUCCCUGCCUACUACAUCAGUACUUUCAAGUUUGAUCAUGCACUGGUACCAGAAGAAAAUAUAAACGGUGUUAUCAAUGCACUCCAAGUUAGUCAAGCUGAAAAACGUUAGAGCGGGACCUAGCUGCAUUUUUCAUCAAGAAUACUAAUAAUUCUUCUCAGUAUUUUCUUGGGGAGGGGGGGAUAGUUUGUUUUUGUUUUGUUUUUUUAAACUCCAAAAGCGUGCGGGAGACAGGAUGCAGUGCCACGCCGAAAAACCACCACCGAGAAGACUGCAAACGACUCCUCGCCGGGAGCUUUUUAAAAGAAAUGAUUUUUUAAAAAAUAAUUCUUCGGGCAGGAGGGAAGGAUGAGGCUGGGGGAGGGAGAAUUGUCGGGAUAAAGGAACUGUGAAGAUUUUUUUUUUCUGAAGUUUAACUCCAAAGCAAAACUGUUCUAUUUGUGUGCGUGUGUGAGUGUGGUGUGACAGAAAUACCUGCAGAGGUUCGAAAUGAGAGGAACUAUAUCAACCGAUAGCGUGCAAUGGCGGGAGAAAAUAAAUCUGUGAAGGAAAAGAGCCAUUUCCAUUA
Molecule: messenger RNA, 1878 nt
Organism: Sphaerodactylus townsendi
Lineage: Eukaryota; Metazoa; Chordata; Lepidosauria; Squamata; Sphaerodactylidae
Gene: CASTOR2
Product: cytosolic arginine sensor for mTORC1 subunit 2
Exons: 9
Coding region: 432-1421 (329 amino acids)
Biological process (GO): negative regulation of TORC1 signaling; cellular response to L-arginine
Cellular component (GO): cytosol
Source: RefSeq, a predicted model, not a curated record